AUGGGAGAUCUUGAUACCCUCGUCGAAAUGGGUUUCGAYAAGCAAAAGUCCACCCUGGCCCUCAAGAAAGGCGGCAAUCUGACUGGGGCAAUUGACUGGCUGGACAAGAACGCCAACAAGUCUAUUGAGGAGAUGAACACCGACGAGGCCGGCUUCGAGGAUGAAGCUGGAGCACCUGCACUUGAGGUUGGCGAGCAGGCGAAGAGCAUGAUUUGCAACGAGUGCAACAAGAAGUUUCGCAGCAUGGCCCAGGCGAGCUUCCACGCCGAGAAGUCUGGCCAUACUGACUUCGCCGAGUCGAGUGAGGAAAUCGCACCACUCACCGAAGCAGAGAAGGCACAGCGUCUACAGGAGCUGCGCGAGAAGCUCGCUGCAAAGCGUGCGGGUCAGGCGAAUGAGGACAAAUUGGCCAACAAGCGAAACGAGGAGAUCCGUCGCAAGCACACCAAAGAACACGACGACACCAAAGAGAUUCUCCAACGGAAGGAGCAGAUCAAGGAGGCUGCGGCCAAGAAGCAGGAGAAGUUGGACGACAUCGCGGCGAAGAAGCGCAUCAAGGACAAGAUUGAGGCAGACAAGGCAGCGCGAAAGGCGAAGCAGGAACAGGACCGGGCCAUGCGUGCAAACCCCGAUGCCUACAACCCCGGCGCUCCCACCGAACCUGCAGCUCCUCCACCAAAGCCGAAGACCAACCACACCGAGGCUCGGCUCAAGCUCAUGACACCAAGCGGAGGCACGCACAUGCAGACCUUCCCAGCCGAGACUACAUUGUUCGAGGUCGCCGCCGCUAUUAAGGAUGCCGUCGGCGAGGAGGUCACUUCGUUCGAGCYGAAGUUUCCACGCAAGGUGUUCAGCUACCAGGACUUUGGUAUCACAGUCAAGGAGGCUCAGCUGGUGCCGAGCGGCGUGCUUCAAUGUCGGUCUGCGUAG
Molecule: messenger RNA, 930 nt
Organism: Ramularia collo-cygni
Lineage: Eukaryota; Fungi; Ascomycota; Dothideomycetes; Mycosphaerellales; Mycosphaerellaceae
Product: related to chicken h-caldesmon, Uso1p and YKL201c
Exons: 1
Coding region: 1-930 (309 amino acids)
Molecular function (GO): protein binding
Source: RefSeq, a predicted model, not a curated record